AUGGCAUCCUUUCUCGAGGUCAUCUUUCCGUGCUGCAUGGGCAGGGGCAGGGCCAGGCGCAGCGGCGACAGCGCUGCGCGAAGAGCCAACGACGAGCGCACCCCAUUGCUCGGAGAUGGUCAAACUCAGCAGACCGACGGUCCGGCUAGCCGCGAGCAGAAGCCCAAAUCGCUCCUCCCGCAGCCAUGCUACGACGCAGAGGCCAUGAGAGGCAUCGUCACCGACGUACAGACCAAACUAAUCUCGCUCGACGCACCGCAUCUCUUCGCCGGCCAAGAGGCGAUGGCCGAUCCCAACGACCCAGCAGCCGCAAGUGGGCAGGCAACAGCACGGCCGCUCACCCUCGUACGGAAUCUCAAGUUGCACAUCGCCCAGGAGGCGGCAUUAGAGGACCGGCUGCAGCGCGAGGGAAAGAACCGAUCACCGCAUCCCAGCACGUCGGCGGGCGGGGCCUCGAGUGCGACCCACGACUUGAUGCGUGGCGGUCUUCGGCGCAAGAAGACGUCGGGCAGCGACUCGCGCUUCCCCUCUGUCCACUCGCUAAAGACGCUCGCUCGAGGCGGAGGCGGCGGUGGUGGCGGCAACGCGGCUUACCAGGCUGGCGGCGAGACUUCGCCCACCGAUACCGAGGCGACGGUGACGGCAGCAGCGGCGAGCCAGCACAACGACGACGGCGACGACUCGGCAUUCCACACGGCCAAGGAGGCGUUGCAGACCAUGGCGGCCAUGAAGGAGGCGACGGCGGCAUCGCGGCCCAAGCUCGUCGAUAUCUGGGGCACGUCGCCGCCAGAGAAGGCCAACAAGGUCGAGACGUACGCCAGCCGGGCGCGAAAGGCGCUCAGGAAAGAGACGCUCCAGCCGCCCAACCCAGCACAGGCCGGCGACACGAAGAGAAAGAUGACGACGACCCAAGCCGCCGAGAUCGAAUCGAGCACCUUUGACAAGCUGGCCGAUACCAUCCGUCGUCAAGGUCCCCUGACCGAGGUGUGGGGCGAGGACCACGAGGACUAG
Messenger RNA from Pseudozyma flocculosa PF-1, 1011 nucleotides. RefSeq lists its product as uncharacterized. The coding region runs from base 1 to 1011 and encodes 336 amino acids. The transcript is spliced from 5 exons. The record is from RefSeq and is a predicted model, not a curated record. NCBI's taxonomy places the organism in Eukaryota, Fungi, Basidiomycota, Ustilaginomycetes, Ustilaginales, Ustilaginaceae.